Monodelphis domestica (gray short-tailed opossum) is the source of this 7025-nucleotide messenger RNA. It is a transcript of the gene CCNT1, whose product is annotated as cyclin T1. The record is from RefSeq and is a predicted model, not a curated record. Lineage: Eukaryota; Metazoa; Chordata; Mammalia; Didelphimorphia; Didelphidae. Gene Ontology annotation, molecular function: cyclin-dependent protein serine/threonine kinase regulator activity. Gene Ontology annotation, biological process: regulation of transcription by RNA polymerase II.
UACGUCGCUGCGCAAUUGACGCCGGGACGUGCUUGCCGCUGCUGCCGCCGCCACCGCCUGGGUGAAGCACUAUGGAGGGGGCUUCGGCCAAGCGCUGGUACUUCACCCGGGAACAGCUGGAAAAGAGCCCGUCCCGUCGCGCCGGCAUCGACCCGGACAAGGAACUUUAUUGCAGGCAGCAAGCGGCCAAUCUCCUCCAAGACAUGGGGCAGCGUCUCAAUGUCUCCCAACUGACUAUCAACACUGCCAUUGUGUACAUGCACCGAUUCUACAUGGUCCAGUCUUUUACACAAUUCCAUCGAAAUAGUGUUGCUCCAGCAGCCCUUUUUCUGGCAGCUAAAGUAGAGGAACAACCACGAAAACUAGAACAUGUAAUCAAGGUAGCACAUGCUUGCCUCCACCCUCUGGCUGCACUUCCUGACACUAGAAGUGAGGCUUACCUGCAACAAGUCCAAGACCUGGUCAUUCUAGAGAGCAUAAUACUGCAGACCCUGGGCUUCGAAAUAACAAUUGACCAUCCACACACACAUGUGGUGAAGUGUACACAACUUGUUAGAGCAAGCAAGGACUUGGCACAGACCUCGUACUUCAUGGCAACCAACAGCCUGCACUUGACCACAUUUAGCCUGCAGUACACACCUCCUGUGGUGGCUUGCGUCUGCAUUCACCUGGCCUGUAAGUGGUCCAACUGGGAGAUCCCAGUCUCCAGUGAUGGGAAACACUGGUGGGAGUAUGUGGAUGUCACAGUAACCCUGGAGCUUCUUGAUGAACUGACUCAUGAAUUCCUACAGAUCCUCGAAAAAACCCCUAACAGACUCAAGCGCAUUAGGAAUUGGAGGGCUUGCCAGGCUGCCAGGAAAUCUAAAUCAGGUGACCCAGGAGAAGAUGACUCCCUUUCAGAGCAGGCAAUCUUGAGCAUGAUCUCUAGGAGCUCUUCAGAUAUGAACAUCGCAGGCUUAAUGAGCAUGUCGACUUCUAACACAACUAGCACCGUGCCUUCUCUCCCAGCCAAGGAAAAGUCUCCAAAUGAUUUGAGCAGCAUGGAGAUGUUACAGGCUGACCACUGGCUGCCUUCACAGCAUUCUCUCAAGCUGGAGUCUACUCAGGGUCAUCGGACUAAUGAGCAUCUUGCACUUAUGGGAGCUGACCAUUCUUUGCAACAAGACCCAGCGACAUUUGUUUCUCAGAAGCAGAGCAGCAAAAGUAUUCCCACUGCAAAGGUGUCUCUGAAGGAAUACCGAGCUAAGCAUGCUGAGGAACUGGCUGCUCAAAAGCGACAGCUAGAAAACAUGGAGGCCAAUGUGAAAUCACAGUAUGCAUAUGCUGCCCAGAAUCUACUAGCCCAGCAAGAGAGCCAUUCUUCCUCCGUCAUUCUGAAAAUUCCCAUGGAAAGUUCUGAAAACCCAGACCGGCUUAGUUUGGAAAAGGCAGACAAAGCAGCUCUCAAAAUGAGAAUCCCUAUGGUAGGCGGAGGAGAUAAAGCCCUUUCUGCAAAACCUGAGGAGAUAAAAAUGCGUAUUAAAGUUCACACAGCAGCUGAUAAACACAGCUCUGUGGAUGAGUUUGGGGCAAAGACCCGAGAACACAAGGAGAAGCACAAGGUCCACACAUCUAAUCAUCACCAUCACCACCACAAUCACCACUCACACAAACACUCCCACUCCCAACUCCCAGUUGGUUCUGGGACCAAGCGAAUGGGUGACUCAAAACAUAGCAGCAGCCAGUCAAACAUCUUGGCCCACAAAGCCUACAACUUGUCUGGCUCCUCUUCCUCUUCUAGUUCAGCCCGUAAAAGGCCCCUACCUGAGGAAUCUGCAGUAAUGUAUGAGCACCCUGCCAAAAUUGGCAAGACCUCUAAAUCAUCCUCUGUGACUUUCCCUUUCCCACCUCUCCCUGCAAUGACACAGUUGCCUGGGCAUAGCUCAGAAACAAGCAGCCUCCCCUUCUCCCGAGCCCCUCAUGUGAAAUCGGACAAAAGCUCCACUGGAGCAAAUGGACACAAUACCACCCAGACGAUAGACUAUCAAGACACUGUUAACAUGCUCCAUUCACUGCUUAGUGCCCAGGGCAUGCAGCCCACACAACCCUCUGCUUAUGAAUUUGUUCACUCUUAUGGUGAAUACCUGAAUCCACGGGCUAGUGGGGUCUCCUCCAGAGCAGGCAAUUUAGACAAACCCCGACCACCUCCUCUACCAUCAGAACCUCCCCCACCACUCCCACCCCUUCCUAAGUAAAGAAAAAAAAAAGAGAUUCCCUUUUUAAACUACUGAGUCUGGACUAAGAAAAUUACUUUCCAUUUAUGAAAUUUUUGUCACUCUCCUUGGGCCAGGGAAAGGAGGGUGUAGAGGGUAGGAUGUUAUUAUAUCCGCUGCCUCAGAAAUAACUAUUUUAUUAUAGUUUUUACUGGUAUUAGAGAAGUGAGAAUUCCUUAAAGCUGUGAAGGAUUGAAAACACUUCCUCUGUUUUUGCUCUUGUGUCUCCUAACAGGGUGGUUGGCAUUGGUGGUUUUUUUCUCCUUUCCAACCCCUAAAAUUCCCUGUCAGGACUGAAAAGUCUUUCAAACAAAAAACAAAACUUGUGGAACUAUUGGGGUUUUAAUAUAUCAAAAGAGAGGAAGUAUUUAAAUGUCAUAAAAAUCUUUUUAAAAGUAAUUUAAAAGUAAGUUAUCUGUUAAGUUUUUUUAUAUAUAUAUAAUUGGGGAAGGGAUGUGAGUCUUGCUGGAUUGAUGUAAAACAGCAUUGAUUUGAGGGAGGGAGGGGAUGGGAGGGCAGGGAGAAGGCUUUUGGCCUUGCCCUAGGCUCAGAGACAGGCCAUGGGCAAUUUGAAAUGUUGAGACCUUUUGGUUUGUGUGUGCAUUUAUUUUUCUUUUUAUGUGUAUAUUUUUAAAAAUCAUGUUUCACGUUAUCUUAGCCUUCCUUUCUCAAACAGUUUUUACUAUAGGGAAUAUAGCAUGUCUCAAAGCUUUUAACAGAAAAAGAAGAGACAUGGGUUUUGUUUAGUAUUUUCCCCUUUGUGUAUGAUGUAAUAGGUAGCAGAAUGUGAACAGUUAUAUGGCAGCAGCUCUCUAAAUUCUAAUCAAAGCCUUCUCCGCAAUCCAUUCAUUGUCCUGACUUUACCAGUUCGAUUUUAAAUCCUAUUUUUAUUUCCCUCUCUUUAAUGUCUUUGUGAAGUAAAGAAUAAAGGUGGGGGGUGGGAGGGGUGAAGGAUGGAGCAAGUUGAUCUCUUGUGCAGAAUUCUGUUUUUUGUGGGGUGUUUUUUUUUUCCAAGUUAGGCUUUGAAAAGCUUCCAUAUGUGAACACUUUCAUGGUUUCCUGUGGGAGCUGGAAUAUAACAGUAAGUACCAUGUUCUAUCUAGCAAAGUCCAGUCCAUAUUUAUUGAUCUGAGGUCUGUGAGAGAAAACACUGGAGGAUAUAAAAACAAUGGAAUUGUGAUUUGGAAUAUAGAAAAAUGUAUUUUAAACUGUAUUAUGAAUGUGAGAUUUGCUUUUCAUCCAGGUUGUUGAAAGGAAAUGGCUUCUUCUCAGAAAGUAUGUUGAAUGAACUUCUGAAAAUGGGGUCAGUAUCAAUUGAGCCAAAUGGGUACCAUUUAAGUAUGGUUACUUGGAUAAACCAGCAUGUGCUAUGGACACAGUCAUGCUUAGCCUAUCCAUCCAUGUGGGGCUUACUCAGGGUCUCUGGCUCCAGGAACUCUGGAGGGAGCUUGUCAGGAGACUUUUAAAAAUUAAGGUGUUUAAAAAAAAAAAAAAGAAUCCACUGACCCAGAAGCUCCAUAUUCAAGAGUGAACAUAUUUGGUGAAGAGGAAAAUCUUAUCAUUUACAAGUAGCUAUUAAGAAUCCAAAGCCAAAUUCCAGCAAGUAUCUUCCUAACCUUGAAAUUUGUGCAGUGAUUAGUCAUAUGCAGUUUUUCUGCCCUGCCGGAGAGCUGUCUGACCAAAGGUGCAAUGUAGAUUUUCAUUGUAUCUUGAGAAACAGUCUUGGAUUUUUAAAUGUAGCAUCUUUCGCACCAGAUGUUCUUAAAGAAGAAUUAGAUUUCUUGUUUUCAUUGAAGCUGGCAAGGGAGAUGGGAAUUGCAUUUUUACCCUAGAGAGGAGGCUCACAGAUCCAAGGAGUCCUAAUAGGAACAAUUUGCCUUGUUCAGCUCUGAAAGUCUGAUAUGAUAAUGAUUAGAAAAAGAGAGAGAAACUGACCCAGUAGAAGAAAUUUGAGAAACAAGCCCUAACUGAAGGGAUUGGACAAAAAGACUGGUUCACAAUUGGGAUUUCUUGGGCUGUUUCUCUCUGCCUGUUUAAACUUUGCUUGCUCUGUGCUGUGUAAAAUGAGGAACUCUGAAAACCUGUUAACUGGUAAUGCUUCUCGACUUGAAUGGCACUUGGUGGCUUUUUGAUUUGGUUUGGUUUGGUUUUCUGUGUGGUGCUAAGCUGUUGGUAAACCAACAAUUCAAUAAUUAACAGCGAAUACUUGGUUUUACAUCCAGAUACACAGUUGUAUACCAUUUCUGGGAAUUUGGAUUGUGUUGCUUAUAAGGUUUUUGCCCAUCAUUUGUUUUAAGUUUUGUUUCUGUAGAGGUUUCUUUCUGUUCUCCUUUGGUUUUGAGGGUUUGGGGAAGGUGUGGGAAUUGGGGAGAAUCCUCCUCCUCUUAACCUUCCCAAAAGGACAUUUACCAUCUAAUCAGCAUCUGCAGCUUUGGUGGGUGGUGGUAAUCAGGCCCUUUUCUUGUUUUUCAUCAGACUUCCUUGGUCAGUGCCGUAACAGAGGCACCUAUCCAUACCAGCCUGCUAGCACACAUAGUGAGUUCUUUGAUAAGGACUAAACUGGGACAAAAUAUCUAGGGAAGGCCACAGACAUAUCCUUCCUACUGCCUUAAUCUGUAUUAUCUUGGCUGGACUAACUAGUUUACUGCUCAUACAGGCCAAUCUAGAGCUGGCUCUAGUUUUAUAAGUAUUAGUGCUUGCUGGGUCCUGACUUCAGUGAGAGCUGCCAGCAGCACUUGCUUGCAGAUCUAUGCAAUAGUCCGAGUUUAUCUCGUGAACCACACCACACCCCCUCCAUUCAUUGCCUUAACUCCUCCUCUGUCCCUCAACCCACAGAGUGGACUGAGGCGUUAUAGAUCCAAAAUUACUUGGGUGUUGAUGACAUUUUUUUGUUUGCUUGAGAUUUUUAAAGAUAAUAAGGAUCAGUGAGUGAAAUCUGAAGCAUGAGUGCACUGACUCAAAAUGAUUCAAUUUACUCUAUCUUGAUGGUGAAAAGAAAUUUUCCCACCAGAUCUCAGUGCUGCUAUAACAGCAGCUGCAAGAAAAUGUCCAUCUUAAAGCUACUUUUGUGAACUAACAUCCUAGUUAAAAAAGCUUUUUAUAGUCUUUGAGUGUAGAAAACACUUUGGAGAUUUAUUUUAUCCCUCUCGUUUAGGUGUCAAUAUGUUUUCUUUUGAAAACUCCUGCCAGUGGUAUAUUCAAUUAUAUAUAUAACUUUCCUUUUUUGCCAGGUGAGCUGGCAUUUUUAUGGCUUCUGAGUUUUAGUCUUAGUACAUCUUUUUUUGAGUUCAUAUUCCUGGUUAACCAGUGCUGAAAUCUGAUCAGUAAUGAAAAGGGUAGAAAUUUUAAGAAUUAGUCUUCUAUUGAAGGCUGUGGAUUAAGAUAUUGAGAUUAAAAUCAUGAUAACAUCUUUUAUGGUGUCUAAGCUUUCUAACUAGCUUAAAUUAUAAAUUCUUGACCCCUUUAACAACCCUCCAGGGCAUGGAAUUUAAAGGGGGCAUCCCUAUCACAGUAUAGUUAGAUUUAAAUGGAACAAUGUUUUAUCUCUCAAACAGAUUCAUCUUUCUCUUUGCUGGCACUUUUGAUAUUUAUGGUAGGAAAGGGAGACUCUUCUUAGAGUGGGACACAAAUAUUCUUCAGGGCAUGGGGGAGUUUUAUGGUCUAUGCAAUCCGUCAGUGGUGAGAAAGAUGUCCACAAUGGUUCCACUGAGCUGUCGGUGAUUUUGUUACCUCCUGGAAUCUCAUGUAACUGCUUUUAACACCAAGUUAUCAAAUGUUUGGUCCUGAUGUUAAGAAAAUAUUUGUAUUGCACCACACCAUUGAUUUUAAUUUUGUCUUUGUACCCCUCUGUGGACCUAAAUUUCAAACAAGCUUUGUACUGUAAUUCUCCAAUUUGUAUAAAGAGGUUUGGGGUAAGAGUUGGAGUAAUUUUUAAGUGAAUCCCUCCAUUUUAAUAUGUUUCUUAACUAUUUAAUAUAAACUUGGAAUCAGGGGGGAGAAGGGUGGGGAAGAGAGGGAAAGAAUAAGAGAAUAAUGUUUACUAAAAACCAGUGAGUGAGUUAACCGUGAUUGACUGAAAUGUCAGAAAAGACUGACUCAGGAUUUAUAUCGCCAUGUUGAACAUGGAGAGGGAUGCUUGACAGCAUGUGAAAGCUAUAUUGAUUAAUUGAUGCCAGAGCAAAUAUGUGCUCCUCCAGAUAUUUGGGUACUUUUUGGUGGAAAACUGCAUGACUAAUUAGCAGUUGGAGUAUGCUGGAAUUGUUUGGGGAGAAGUGAUGAUUUAUUUCAUGUUCCACACUAAAGAAUACAACAGCCUAAACACUAAGUUUCUGGUUUUGAAACUGUCCCUUCCCAGAUCCAUCCCCUUAUAUCAGACCAAAGAACACCAAAAAAUAAAAACAACACCCUCCACCCCCACCUCCUGAACACUUUAUUGAUCUUUGUCACUCAGGUACUACUACUUUGUGGUAAGACUUUUAUGUGUUUUCUUUAUAUAGUUCCCAAGAGCCCUUUCUGCAGCAUAGGCAUACUCUGCCGCAUCAGUCCACCCAGGGGUACAUGAGUUGGGAUGUUAUGUUAUCCCUUGUAUAUCUUCUGCUGGUAUGUGAAUGAUAGGACAAGAAUUACAGUAAGGGCUCUUUGUACAAAAAGGACUUUUUUUUAAUUGUAUACAUUUUAUAGUCUGGCUAUCAGUUGUUUGAUAUCUUGCUGUCAAGUAUGUUUCUCUUUGUAUUUAUCCACCACAUCAAUAAAUGCUAAAAGGUAAAGAAAUUA